Adineta steineri is the source of this 1485-nucleotide messenger RNA. Lineage: Eukaryota; Metazoa; Rotifera; Eurotatoria; Adinetida; Adinetidae. The record is from the annotation of a GenBank genome assembly.
AUGAUGGCGUCAAGAAAAAUUUCUCAAUGGCUUUUAUUUAUGAUUAUUACACAAGUAAUCGCAGAAGAUACACGAUCAGUAGAAAUAUCUUUAAUACCUGAUUCUAAAUUUCAAUGUGCCAAUACAACGUGUUUACCAUUCAUUACCCUUGUUACAUCCAAUAUUAGGAAUUGUCAAGUCGCGUGUUUAACUCAAAGUCAAUGCAGUGCAGCCACUUUUCAUCGAUCAAUUUCUAAUUGUGAAUUAUUUGCUGAUAUGUUGAACCAAAAUGUAAAUAUGUUGGCUGAUGUUGAUGCUAUUAGUAUGAACGUUAUUAGUGGCACCCGAUUUCCACCCGAACCAACCACGACAUCAACAUCAACAACAACAUCUUCAACAUCAUCAACAACGUCAUCCUCAACAUCAUUAACCACAACAUCCACAACGACAUCGACAACAACAUCAACAACUUCAACAUCCACUACAUCAUCCUCAACAUCAUCAACAACAACAUCCACAACGACAUCAACAACUUCAACAUCCACUACAUCAUCCUCAACAUCAUUAACUUCAACAACAACAACAUCAUCAACAACAACAACAUCAUCAACAACAACAUCAUCAACAACAACAACAUCAUCAACAACAACAGCAAUACCGAAAUGGACAAUCACAGGAAGCAUGAGCAUCGCACGAUCAUAUCAUACAACAUCCACAUUAGCAAAUGGAUCAGUAUUAGUUGCCGGUGGAUCUAACGGUACUAUUCUCAAUAGUGUUGAAUUGUACAAUCCAGCAACAGGCACUUGGACAACCACAGGAAGCAUGAAUGUUGCGCGACAAUAUCACACAGCAACCACAUUAGCAAAUGGAUCAGUAUUAGUUGCUGGUGGAUACAACGGUGUUUAUCUGAAUAGUGCUGAAUUGUACAAUCCAUCAAUAGGUACUUGGACAACUACAGCAAAUAUGAGUGUUCCACGACAAGAUCACACAGCAUUCACAUUAGCAACUGGAUUAGUAUUAGUUACAGGUGGAUACAACCUUGGUGUUUAUCUGAAUAGUGCUGCAUUGUACAAUCUAUCAACAGGCACUUGGACAACCACAGGAAGCAUGAGUGUUGCACGACAAUGGCACACAGCAUCCAUAUUAGCAAAUGGAUCAGUGUUAGUUGCUGGCGGGCAGAACAGCAGUGGUGUUUAUCUGAAUAGUGCUGAACUGUACAAUCCAUCAACAGGUACCUGGACAAUUACAGGAAGCAUGAGUGUCGGACGAAUUCUUCAUGCAGCAUCUACAUUAGCAAAUGGAUCAGUCUUAGUUGCUGGUGGACAGUACAAUACUAAUCCUACUAAUAGUGCUGAAUUGUACAAUCCAUCGACAGGCACUUGGACAAGCACAGCAAACAUGAGUACCGCCCGAUAUGAUCACACAGCAUCCAUUUUAGCAAAUGGAAAAGUAUUAGUUACUGGUGGUAUGGGUAAUACUUAUCUCAGAAGUGCUGAGCUUUAUUAA